AUGCAUUUAACAUAUUUGAUCGCUUGGACACUGUCAAACACUGCUUUGGUAUUUGGGGAAGCUAUUGGCCAUGUGACUCGAGACUACUUUGGAGACAUUUUCAGCUUAGAAGACUGUCAACCUGGAAGCUGUGAUGACAAUGGGAGGCGAGCAGCUCAAAUUCCAGGAGAAAAAUGCAGGUGUCAGUGUGCUCCGUCACAUUAUACAUUCCGAGAAGACUUAAAGCAAUGCAUCAAAGAUGUUGGAGAAUGCCCCAUAGCGAUGUUUGUCAGGCCUUUUGCUGUAGAACGAAUCCCUCUUGUUUUCCUGCCAAUGACUGGACAACUGGUUUACCCUGGAGCCCAUUUAACCGUAUCUGCUCCCUCGAAGCAUCUUACCUGCAACGUGAAAACAUCUUUACUAAUGACGACUCGCGGAUGGCAGCCAAUAAGAACUCCUUCUCACAUAUUUGGAGUUUAUUACGAUGGAAACAAAACUUUUCUCCAAUGGCUAGGCGAUGACGAAGAUCGAAGGCGACUUCAACAUCAUUUGGUUUUAAUUCGAUUGAUCUGUGAAGGAGAGUCUACUAAUGGAACGUUUGAACCAUGUGCUGCUCUACGAGUUGGAUGGGCACCAGGUCUUGAGCCAGAGUACGUCGAACAGACAACAAAUAAGAACAAUUUCAUAAUUAUUGGUUUGUGUCUUGGGAUCUUAGGCUUGAUUUACGUGGGUGCAGUCCUCAUAUACAUGAAAGUUAGAAAAAAUAGAAGACAGGCAGCUAGACAAGGUUCAACACAAUCUCGUAACACUAUUGAAUCAAUAGAAGAAGAUAGUAACUGCACUCAAUUACGAAAUGCAUACAUUAAUAAUUUAGUACAAGAAGCAGAAUUCACAUCGAAAAGUUCAUCAAAGUCAAGGGAAAUGAAAGAGGUUGGAUCAAACCAUACUUCACCCGAUCAUAGAAGAAAUGCAUCUGAUUCAAGUUAUAGAUUGCAAGAAUCACAAUCUCCGCAUGAUUCGAAUCAUAUCUCUAGUAAUGGAAAUGCUAUGCAUAUGGAAAACUGUUCGAGAAGAUCUGAUCAUUCUGAGGAUUCACUAGUCUCCCCACCUCAACCCCCACCACAGGAGUUCUUCGUACGUAUCCGAGGAAUGAUUGCAGCAGCCAAAAACAGACUCAACAGCUUCCGCUAUAAACCAACCCUGCUUGUGAUACCUGAAGACGAUUAUUUCUAUCAGGACUUUAAGGAACGAGAUGAGGGUUCAAGCAGUCGCAAAUCUUCAUUUAAGAAAUUCUCACGCAAAAGCAGCAAUCCUGUCACAACGAAGAUGGAAUCGAUUCAUGGUUCAAACCUAGGAGCAGCCAUGUUGGAAGCCAAAUUAGCUCCUCCUCUUCCUCCUCCUAGAAAUGGUUUAAAACCAAAGAACAAAAAACGAGCCCCUUCGCCUCCAGGUGAUAGGAUUCCAUUGCCUGAUUAUUCCAGAGAAACUCCUUCCCCAGUGAGCUUAAAAGAAUAUGGAGGUAGUCUAGACAGAAAAAGUCGAAAAUUAUCAAAAACAAAGUCAGAUAAUUAUUCCAAAUUCGAUCUGUUCCGGUUAGAUCUAUAUGAGAAGAUCAACCGCAUGAGAGAAACCGGUAGCACAGAGAAUGAAAUAGCUGUUCUAGAGCUGACAGAUGGUAAGAGGCCGAAAGGUGAGUUUUAUGAUAGUUUCGAAUUGGAGGAUACAAGUCCCCAUAUCGAAGAAAGAAACGAAGCAGAAAUGUCUGAAAUUUAUUGCUCUUCUUCUAAACGUGGGCAAAGUCAUCCUGACAGCAAAAUAUCUCGCCGACAGUUGUUGUACAAGCUCCAAGAAACAGAAGCUGUUAGCGUGCUUCAUGAGAACACUGUUGAACCCCCAAAACACAAAAUGCAUUCAAGUCACCCAAUAAGCGAGAGAUAUGAAGAUGACAUUGAUGAAGAUUGGGCAUCCUCUCAAGCAGGUAGUGUUGUUGAGGAAAAAGGCACAGCAGAAAAAAAUCCUAUCUAUGGUUCAAGACCUGGAACUGCAAUGAGUAAUUCAUCUGCUAGAACUACAAGUAGCCAACCAUCUACUAUGAAAGAAAAUAAAAUUUUAGUACGAGAUAAUAGUCAAAAAUAUAUAGAAGCGGGUGAUGUAAGUGACUGCUCGGAAACAUCGGAAGACUCUCUGUCGGGUGAUUCGUUAAAUUCAAGUUUUAGAAGACCAACAAAAUCUCCUUUAUCACUAAAGUCAAAACAAUCUUUACACAGCACGGAAGAUUUGUCUGUGAUUUCUGGAUCAAGUGUCAUAACAUCUUCAACUGCUAUCAAAGAAAUUGACGAUUAUGGAGAUGAUGACGAUAUAGAUGAAGAUCCUACCCAAGACGAUGAUAGUAGAUUAAGUACGGAUUUAGAUCCUGAUAUAUACAGCUUGGAUGAUAGCGAACAUCCAUCUUUGGAAGAAUAUCUGCAAUUGUCAUCCCAGGUUGCCAAGAAACUUUCCGAGCGAACAGUUCCCGUUUUCAACAGCGAAUCACCCAAAGAAAAGAAUGUUAUCAGUCAAUUUAUGAAGGAAUUCAAAACAACAAUUGGAAGGUUAAAAACCACUGAAGAUAAUAAGCCGAGGUCAUCACGAACCACGUCUCCAGGAUCAGACAAUUGGACUUUAAAAAGUGAAGAAAAAAGGGCAAAAGUGGCACGAAGAGUUAGCAUUUUUAAACGUAAUCCAUUGAAAGGACGAAAGAACGAAGAACCUUUAGUACCUGAAGAAAAUGGAAAAGAUAGUUAUUAUGAAAUCAAUGUGGCGAGCGAGACAGAGGAUGCGGAAAGUAGCAUAUCUUCUACUGCUUCAUCGAUUAGUGGGAAGAGAGGAAAACAAAAAUAUAAAAGCAAGACUCCAGAAAUAAUUCCAGCGGCUAAAGUUGUAGAUACAGGAGAAAAAACAGUUAUAGCAAUAGUUAAUGAGUCAGGGCAAAAUGGAAUCGUAGAAAUAAGGGAAGACAGAAGGUAUACUCCGUCUCCUGUGUCUAAAAUGUCUGGGCCUAGAAUUGGAAAGGCAGUAACUCCACCUCUACCUCCUCCAAAGCCUCAACUUGAUCAAAUCAAGCUGAAAGCAAUGGCUACUCUGCGAAAAUCUCACCAGGAAAAAACCGACAAAAGUCAGCCUGUGCAGCAAACUGCAUGUCUUUCAAAUGGAACAGCAGAUGAAAGUAGUAAAACGACAACAGCUUUAAAAAAUAAGAUCAAUAAGAAUCAUAAACCUCCUCGUUACAUUAGAACACCAUCUAUUGAAUCUGAUUCCAUAUCCGUUGCAAAUUCUGAUAUGACAGAAGAUUCUUUAAAUACUCCAAUACCUGAGGAAGAUAGCGAAGGUGAAAAUCAGGAAGAUUUAAGCGAAGAAGAAAACGGUCCUAUCGAUAGAUGCUUAGCUCAGUUAGCUGAUUCAGUAAUACAACCUUCGGAUGACUGCUCCUUAAAUCGUUAUCUAAGUCAACUUGGAACAGUAUUAGCAGCAAGAGACGACAACCAAUUGGAUCAAUGUUUAAAUAAGUUGGCUGCUAACAUGAAUGCCAAUCGUGCAACCAAAGGGUUUAAUUUAUCUCAACAUUUACCUCUAUGUACUUGGGAGCACGUUUGUGUAGAUCGUGGAAGUGAUCGCAGUACGCCUACAUCUGACCGUUCCUCCACAACUUCCAGGGGAUCGCGAGGAUCUCAAGAAAAUUUAAGGAAGAAAACCUUAACAAAAGCAAAACAUCAUCAUCACCAUCAUCAUCCUAUAGAAUGUAAACAUACUAAUGGAGAUAUUCAGGUAUCAAACGCUUCCGAAAAAAUAAAUCAUUUAGCAAAUGGGUGUCUUCACGCCAAUGGCCAUGAUUCUUUUGCAACUCGCAUUCUUGUUGAAAGGGUGGCUCAUAAAGGCACUUUUAGGGGGAAAAGUCGGAUAGGAAGUACUUCUGAAGAAGACGAUGGUGGAAGAGCGAGUUCUCUUGGCUCGACCAGAGAGUUAGAGAUACCUGUUUCAGAAACAACAUCAGAUCCUGGAUCAGCGGACCUAGAGCGUCCUCGCAAGAAACGGCCACUGUUAAGGAGAAGCAAAAAAGGUCUAAAUGGAACUUGUCGGCAACAUAUUCAAAACAGUAAGUUCAAUAAAAAAGAAAAUGGCUCUGUAAGAAAAGAAGUGUUUAAACCCAGGAACUUAAGUACUCCGAGAUCGAGUAGCAGUGAUGUUACAGUAAUUCAGCUUGAAGGAGGUGGUAGUGAACAUGUAACAAAUGUAGAAAGUUCUAACACGUUUGUGACUUUAAUUAAUGUUGAUAGCUCAGACUGUUCUAAUAGUGCUGAUGAAAAGUAA
Uloborus diversus is the source of this 4326-nucleotide messenger RNA. RefSeq lists its product as uncharacterized. Gene Ontology annotation, biological process: imaginal disc-derived wing hair organization. The coding region runs from base 1 to 4326 and encodes 1441 amino acids. The record is from RefSeq and is a predicted model, not a curated record. Lineage: Eukaryota; Metazoa; Arthropoda; Arachnida; Araneae; Uloboridae. Gene Ontology annotation, cellular component: cell cortex. The transcript is spliced from 10 exons.